Messenger RNA from Penicillium roqueforti, 1077 nucleotides. RefSeq lists its product as uncharacterized. The record is from RefSeq and is a predicted model, not a curated record. The transcript is spliced from 6 exons. Lineage: Eukaryota; Fungi; Ascomycota; Eurotiomycetes; Eurotiales; Aspergillaceae. Bases 1 to 1077 code for a protein of 358 amino acids.
AUGCUGGAUUGCCCCUCCCAGGUGGCGGACAAUCUUCAGAACUUUCACUGGUGGCAUGAGAGAUAUAUGCCAGGGGAAAUUUUGUACCAUCUUUACAAAUACUGUCCCCAAGCAAGUGUCCACAUUGCUAGCUCGAAAGUUGCACUAUGUGAGAAAAUCAACAAGGAUGAUUCAUCGGCACCUCAACUCUCCUGUAUCCGUUCAAUCGAAUCAGAAUGGUACACCGGAGAUAAGAACCUCAAAAACCUCACACUGGUUAGCACGUCAAAUUGGAGGCCGCUUUCCAGGACGCCGCGUCAUGAUGGCGACAUCUCACCUCAUGUCAAGCGGAGGGAACUUGAAGCCCAAAGGAAUCAGAGGGGUCUCAUUAUGUUGGAAGAAGGGAAUAUUCUUCCUCAAGUCAAAAACAUUCAGUUCCAAAGUAUGAGAUUUGGACCUCUCCAGAGCACGUUAUGGGCCACACAACUACAAUGGCAUACCAUCAAACAUUUAUCCUUGAUCGCCGUCGAUUGGAUUCACUUGUUGCCCAAGAUCACUGCUCCUAGCUGCUUUCAUGCGCUAGAGACUCUAGAGAUAAGCAUUUAUUAUAAAACAGACCGCCCUGAAUCUAUCGAACGGGUGGAGCAAUUCCACGACUUUCUGAAAGAGCUUCCACCUUUGAAAAUGUUUAUCGGGUAUGGAUUUCCACAGAAAACUCUGGGGGUAUUGGCGAAAUAUCACGCCAAAUCCCUUCAUCACCUACGGUUUCGAUCUUCAUUGAGACUCGAUCUUGACGGGGGAAAAUCUCCUGCCAGCAUUCACAAUCUCGUCAAUCUAGCCGAUCAACUCCCGAACUUACUAUCUCUCGGUAUUAAUCUGGACUGGAUGCCCGACGAUGAAAUGCCAUACGAUCUUCUCGUCAACAUUGUUCAACACACUCAUCUCCAACAUUUAGAACUCAACAUACCAGGUCUUGGUUGUUAUCACUCUGAGUGGCCUUACCCCAACCUUAACGAAAUGACUUGUCGGGCCCUUAUCGAGUUCUUUGACGAGACGUCCCUAAACCUUCUCUCAUUACAUUUCGUCAUUGGCGACUGA